Messenger RNA from Epinephelus moara (kelp grouper), 5846 nucleotides. It is a transcript of the gene edc3, whose product is annotated as enhancer of mRNA decapping 3 homolog (S. cerevisiae). The transcript is spliced from 7 exons. Gene Ontology annotation, biological process: P-body assembly; deadenylation-independent decapping of nuclear-transcribed mRNA. The record is from RefSeq and is a predicted model, not a curated record. Gene Ontology annotation, cellular component: P-body. The coding region runs from base 140 to 1576 and encodes 478 amino acids. NCBI's taxonomy places the organism in Eukaryota, Metazoa, Chordata, Actinopteri, Perciformes, Serranidae. Gene Ontology annotation, molecular function: mRNA binding.
GCUAGCAGCGCAGCAUCUCUUCACCAUUCAAGAAGCUAAAGCUAACGUUAGCAGUUUAAAAGCGCUACUAUUUUUCAUUCAGCACUUCAUUCAUUUGUGUUUUUGAGGAGAGUGUGCUUCGCAUUAAUUCCGAACAGUCAUGGCAGCGGAUUGGUUGGGCAGUUUGGUGUCAAUUAACUGUGGGCCAACACUGGGAGUCUAUCAAGGAGAGGUGGUGUCUGUAGACCAGUCCAGCCAAACCAUCUCCUUAAGGCAACCUUUCCAUAAUGGAGUCAAGUGCCCUGUUCCCGAGGUCACAUUCAGUGCCAUUGACAUAAAGGAACUAAAGAUUUUAGAUAUCAGGAAUGGCAAUACUAGGAACAGCUCCUCCACAUCUACAAAGAUAAGCAGUGCUCCAGUUGCAGUCCCAAAAGGUGACCCCAGGUCUGUGGAGAAACUCAACUCUCCUCAGCACUGCUCCAAAAGCUACGGAGAACGUCACCUGGACAUACCCGGUCAGCCAAAAGCAUUUCGACGAAGACACAACUCCUGGUCAUCCAGUAGUCGAGGGCCAAACCAAGCAACACCGAAAAAGAAUGGUUUGAAGAAUGGUCAGAUGAAGCACAGAGACGACGAGUGUUUUGGGGAUGGCAUGGAUGACGGGCUGGAUACAGACUUUGACUUUGAAGGAAACUUGGCUCUUUUUGACAAAGCAGCAGUUUUCUCAGAAAUUGACAUAUCAGAGCGCCGGAAUGGUGCACGGUCACGUGGGACACCUCAAGAGCAGACACCCACACGAUAUCGUCAUGAUGAAAACAUCCUGGAGGCCAAACCCAUUGUGUACAGACAGAUUACUGUACCGCAGCCUGGGGCCAAAGAGUACUGCACUGACUCAGGGCUUGUUGUACCAAGUAUAUCCUAUGAAUUACACCAGCGUCUGUUGUCAGUCGCUGAGCGUCAUGGUCUCUCACUGGAGCGAAGACUUGAGAUGACUGGAGUGUGUGCAAGUCAGAUGGCACUUACGUUGCUGGGUGGGCCCAACAGAUUUACUCCGAAAAAUUUACACCAGCGUCCCACAGUGGCUCUGCUGUGUGGCCCUCAUGUUCAGGGAGCUCAGGGCAUCAGCUGUGGUCGUCACCUGGCCAACCAUGAAGUGGAGGUCAUCCUGUUUCUGCCCAAUUUUGUCAAGAUGCUGGACUCAGUCACAAACGAGCUCACACUCUUCAACAAGACUGGUGGCAAACAAGUGUCAAAUAUCAAAGACCUUCCAGACACCCCGGUGGAUUUAAUCAUAAACUGCCUGGACUGCCAUGAGAACACAUUCCUGAUGGAUCAGCCUUGGUACCGAGCAGCUGCUGACUGGGCUAACCAGAACCGAGCGCCAGUGCUCAGCUUAGACCCUCCUGCUAGUGGACAGGGGCAGGCGGUCGAGGCCAAGUGGUCCCUCUCUCUUUGUCUCCCCCUUGCCUUGGCUGAGGGGGCUGGCAGCGUUUACCUGUGUGACAUAGGUAUUCCUCGCCAGGUGUUCCAGGAAGUGGGAAUCAAGUACCUGUCCCCUUUUGGCUGCAAAUUUGUCAUCCCCUUGCACUCUGCAUAAUGGGACUAAUGGUCUUCAUGACAAAUUGAAUCUUUCACCCUCCAUGACCAUUUGGGUUUUGGCGCCUUAUAUUCUAGAGUUCAUCCAUUAAGUUUCUAACUCAUCACCAUGUGAAUGGGACCACCGUUUGGUACGUUAGUUCUACAAGGACUAAGUUCAUAUGGAUAGAAUAGGAAAGAGCUUUAAUACAAACUAAAUGUGUUGACCAUCAGAGGCUUCAGCCACUAUGUAGAUAGCUUUGUAUUGACAUAUUACAAGAUAUUUGGAAGAUAGAUUUUUUCAAAAACACAGCUGAAGUGUCAAAAAUAAUACCACAGUGUUUAGUUUUAGAUUGAAUAGGACAAUCUCUGACUUUAAGUGGAAAAAAAAAUCUCAUUCUCAUUGUAAUCUAACCUCAUUCCAAAGCCAUCUGCUGAAUAAACUGAGACCCACCAUAUAAGACACAAUUUUGAUGUUCUUACAAUAAUCUGGUUGAGACAACCGAUUUACAUUGGUGUUAAAUGGCUUGGCUUACAGCCUGCCAUGCUCUGCAGUAAUCUGUUACUGUUGUUUAUGUGAGUUGUUUUGUAUUAUCAAACUAAACCGUUGUGAAGUGAAGCAGAGAACCAGAUAGCAGCAGUUCUGUUUGUCCAUGGUAAAGUGGACUGUGAUGAUAAGGGCUUUAAUAAGAUGACACAGCAAGCAAAACCUCUAGAGUUCCUGCCUUUUUGUGAAUAAAGAAAAAGGUCUACUUACUACAGUUUGGUAAAACAGUGAGCCGAAGUCAAAAUGUCACGUCCAGGUUAGCCUCUGUUCCAGUAGCUUCUGUCACUCAAAGUAACCUCUCAUUUCUUUUAUCAUUGGCGUCAAUAUGGCCAAGAAAGUUUGACAUCCACCACAGCAAUUAUUAUUAGAAGUUUAAAACCUUUGUCACGUUAACAAAGUUAAACUAUGAUUACUUCGUUAGCAUAGAAAAGAAAAUACACUUCCUAUGAAAAAACAAGCGCAAUUACUUCUGUCAUUGUAACUUGGUUGUUGUCCACAUCCAUACAAAUAUACAGGGCUUUAAUUAAAGUAACUGUGUUCGUUACAGACUCUUAUAAACAUAAACAUUGCAAAAAAAAAUUUAAUGACAUUGUUUUUCAAAAAACUAAACCGUAGACUGUAAUAAAGAUGGACGACUUGUUUAUGCUUCCUCUGACUGUACAGAAGUGAAGCCCAAAUAUCCUGAAUGCGCUGCUGAAGUCAUUUGGAGCCACAGUCUGCGCAGUAAUGAUCAGGAAGUGGAGUUGCAUUAUCGGGGGCCCACCCAUACACCUGACUGACUCAAUCGUGAGUCAGUCGCAACUGUCAAUAAUGAUGUCGCAAUAACUAAUUAAAACCAAACUAAUGAGAAAAAAACGAACACUUUAACUUAAAUGAGCGCGAUAAGAACUAGGUUUAAAUGAAAGAAUCCGUCUUCGGAAAUACUUAUUUGAUGUGUACAAUUUUUAGUUCGGCUCAUGUCCCAUUCGCUAACAGAGGAGGUGGUGUUUAUGACGUGUACAGCAGCCAGCCACCAGGGGGCGAGCAAGAUGUUUUUGCUUCCCUUCUUGGGAGUUAUUACCAUCUUUGCAGUCUGUGGUCUAAACUUGUGAUGUGAGAAAGACUGUUCCAAAGCUAGAUUUUUAGUUAUCAGAGUGGUAACAAAUGUCAGUGAGAUGUUAAAUGACAUUUUCUCUGGAACAGAACUUGGAAGUUGCGGCUUCACUUUGCCUCUCUGUUGUAUCUGUUAAAGGACCACACCUUAAGUAUGUAAGUUUUAGUUCCUUAACUAUACAUGAUGUGUAUCACAUGUGUUCUGUUCUUUUUAAAAUGCAGACUACAAUUUCAUUUUUAAAUAUAUUUUUAUAUUGGUUUCCAAUUAUAAGAGUAUAAAAAAAAUUAUCAUAAUUUUAGAGCUCUGUUAUGUUUCAAAUCCAUCACAGCAAACACUGCGGUGACUAAAUUAUUCUUGUGUGGUAAUGUAGUUUAAUUGCAGAUUUCAAAAGUCUGCACAGCAUUACUCUGACAAAAAUGAAUGCGUACUUGUCUGCGAUAGACUAAAGUUUCAAGAGAGUCCUUGUAGACUGGAAAUGAAUAGAAGCUAAUGAAUGCUUGAUGGACAAAUCACAUCUAAAUUUCUAAAACAUAGCAGCAUGGUUUGCAGAUGGUUAAUUGGAUUUGUAAUAAAUAGUGGUAUUGUCCUUGAAUGUCAACAGUUUUUUUUCCCUAAUCAAAGUUGUGUUGGCUGACAAAACAAGUAGCGUUCUCCAAAGUAUAAAUGCUCUGUACAUUCAGGAUUCGAAUGCAUUUCUGGGUGAAUCAUCUUAACCCAGUCACUAACAAUGAUGCAACGUUCUGCAAUGAGUGCCCUCUUUGAACCAGUUAGAUUGGGUUCUUUUUUUUUUCUUUUUUUUUUCCAGGAACUCCCCCUCCUGAUUCUGCAGAGUAAGCCUGUUAUAUACUCAAUCAUCAAUGGUAUUUACCAUGAAAAGCAUAGACUGUGAAAUCUAUUUCAAGGAAAGCUGCUUGUUUUAUGCUGCUCUUGGACGCCUCUGUCAAGGCCUCCCUGUGCCAGAUCUUUUUGACAAUGAAAGUCAAAUUCUUUGCUUGUUCUUCGACAAGUUCACAUUGUUUUGAAAUGUGUCCAGAACAGAGGCAGUUCUCUUUACUGGAUAUGCUCAUUCUGGAUAUCAACAUGUCCUUAAAGGUAUACUUUAACCCUGAAAUGACCAUUUGUAUAUCAGUUACCCUGUGUUACGUUUAAUUUGUCAAGAAAACAGUUUUUCACAUGCCUCCACCGUGAACGAAGAAUCCAAAAAUGGAGAAAUAUUUUGAUGGAUAGGCAACCAUGUUAAACAACAGCAAAGCUAUAUCAAAAGAUCAGUUUGCAAACUCUCACACAACUUGUGCAGUAUAAUCCAAGUCUUAUAUAUAUCCAGUCAUAUGCUCAGUACUUCCCUUAACAGACUGCCCUUUCCAACAGGGAACUGAACUAAAAGUGAAACUCCUGUAUGCUCUCUUGAAGGCCAGACUCCAAAGAUAAAAUACUAAUUGUUCCUUACUGAACACAGUAGCUGCUGGUCUACCACUGUCUCGAUCAGUUAGUGUGUUUGUGUAAUUGUGUGGCUUUGGUGUUUUAAAGUGUUAGUUCAGAGUCACCAAAGUGACACAACACUUACAAACUACAGUUAGAAACUGCGCCUUUCACUUUCAUGCACAAAGGUUUAGUCCUUUCUCCAACAUUCCUCCGGCCUGAUGUGUUUGUUAGUUGUUAGUGUUGCCACACAGUAACACAAACAAACUAAGUAAUCGAGGCAGUGGUAGACCAGCAGCUACUGUGUUCAGCAAGGUACAAUUACUGUUUUUGUUAAUGAAGUCUUGCUUUGAAGGGAGCGUGGAUAGGUUUUCCUUGUUGUACAAUUCCCUGUCAGAAAGGGCUGUCUGUUUGGGAAGUACUGAACAUUCAACUAUGUAAAUGACACUUGGAUUAUGGUACCAAGAUGUGUCAAUUUAAAAAAAAAAAAACAAAAAAAAAACUUUUCCACCUUCGAUUUCAAUUCAUUAAGAAAUUUCUCAGUUUUUGGAUUCUUCGUUCACCAGAGGCAUGCGAGAAAAACCUUUUCUUACCCACCUUAUAUCUGUUGUUUUGUUCUCUGUGCACAUCAGCCUGCACAGGGUUCACACACUGAUUCAGUGAAAAUGACUUUCAUGCACAAAGGUUUUUGUCCUUUCUCCAACAUUCCUCCGGCCUGAUGUGUUGUGUCACAUCUGUUCAGACAAGUCUGGCUUUGCAAACAUCAGCCAGCAUUUAACUGAAUGUGAUGACGUUUUUUUUCUUCUCUGUGGCCACCAGGGGGCCAUUAAACCACACGGUUGGUGGCUCUUCCUUAUUCUUUUGUAAUGGCAGCUUUAUGUACUGUUUCCUCAAACUAAAGUGUUACUUUUCUGUGAAAUGUGAACAGUCAGAAACCACGAGGUGAUCUGGCUCCUGACAUGAGAAGCGCCUGUUUGCUCUGAAAGUGUUUAAACGCAGGUUGUGCUUUUUGAGAUUUAUGAAAUACGUUUACAAAGUCUCACAUCUAUGCGAGAUUAGUUUGCAGUUCAGAAAAAGAAUCGCAUUAAAAAGCCAGUGGGAGGUUUUUGUGUCUAGACAGAACAGUUUCCUUGUGGGAGCGAAGUUCACUGUCAGUUCUUGUGCAUAGAUACUGUGCAGUCCUCUUGUGUCAUGUCUGCAGACUGAAACUAUUAAAAACAACUUUCACCGUUG